AUGGGUGGGUGGUUAUCUUCUAUGAAGUCCUUAGUAUGGGGGAAGAGCGAAGUUCGGAUCCUUAUUCUCGGACUUGACAACGCCGGCAAGACCACUCUUCUUUACAGAUUAAAGAUCGGUGAAGUUGUGACUACAAUACCCACUAUUGGCUUCAACGUUGAAUCAGUGACGUACGGGAAUUUGAACUUCAAUGUCUGGGAUCUCGGAGGCCAAACGUCUAUUCGCCCAUACUGGCGAUGCUACUACGCCAAUACCGCCGCCGUCAUCUUCGUGAUCGACUCCACAGACGUUGAACGACUCGGUACAGCUGCCGAUGAACUCGCCGCCAUGCUCAACGAAGAAGAACUCCGCGAGGCUGCCCUCUUAGUGUUCGCGAACAAACAAGAUCAACCCGGUGCCAAGGGCGCCGGGGAGAUUUCAGAGGCACUGAAGCUUGGCGAGCUGCGGGAUAGGAACUGGAGUAUCGUCGCAUGCUCUGCCAUCGACGGUAAGGGUCUCAACGAGGGUAUGGAUUGGUUGGUGUCAACUCUUCAAGCAGAAAGCUCAUAA
Aspergillus calidoustus is the source of this 549-nucleotide messenger RNA. The record is from the annotation of a GenBank genome assembly. NCBI's taxonomy places the organism in Eukaryota, Fungi, Ascomycota, Eurotiomycetes, Eurotiales, Aspergillaceae.